AUGGUUGACAGCUUAAGACGACUAUUCAGUCGCAAACGUACAGCGUCAUACGAGGACGAUGCGAUCAAGGAUAUGCCAGCUCGGAAAUUGACUGUGCAGGAUUCUGGUCUCCUUCGCCUUCCAGACGAGCUACUUCUGUAUACCCUUGGCUUUCUCGACUUCGACAGUCUGCUCCGACUACGACUUACACAGUCGCAUCUAAACGACCUGGCGCAAGAAUUUGUUUUUCAAAGCUUCGAAGUUCACCAUGGAAGACGCGCCGCUCAGUUAGCAGCAAUGCUGCGACGAGACGAACGCAGGGCUCUCUGGCUCAGAUCGCUUCUAAUAUCAACCAGACACGACGAAGACGAGGGUCUACAUGCUCUUCCACCUUAUAUGGAGAGUUUCACUAACCUCAGGGACCUGGUACUUGAGACCCCGGAUUGUAAUGCGCGGCCUCCCGCCGAAAGAAUCAAGUGGAUUGAACUUCAGAACAUUUACGAGGAUAUUUUCCGGCGAGCAAGCGUUGCUGUCCCAGCCACCGAUCGACUUCUACCAAAUCUGGAAACAUGCACGUUACACUUUGUCGACAAUGAGGUCUCCCUGUAUCCUCUUUCAAAAUACAGCAAUAUGCCACAAAGGAUCCUUCAACGUCUACGGCAGUACAAGCGCACCACAUCGUUGAGGCACAUGCAUCUUGAGGAAUGCGAUUUCGAUUCAGAGAGCCUUCAGGCACUUCUUAAGUUGCCCAAAGCCCUAGAAUCGCUUAAAAUCAGCGAAGGUGUCCGCUACAAUAACAACGGGGCGAGUCGCCCUAGUAGGGUCCAUGGCAACCUCAACCCAGGACUCUUCUCCCGAGCUCUUGUCAAUGCAGCGUCUCAUUCUCUUGAGUACCUCAGUCUGAACUUAGGGUACCAGCAUAGUCGAGGACAUUCAAUCACAUCUCCCGGACGCAGCCUGGAUCUGAGACUUCUUACCAAGCUAAAGAAAAUCGACGUAUCAAUGACAACUCUAGGCCUUAUUGUCCCUCGUCCAGGUUGCGAUCACGCAAUAUACCGUCGUCUCCCUGACAGCAUCGAACACAUCCGAGUCUUUGAAGUACCAUUGCUCAAGUUGCGCGCGAGACCACCCACACCUCUACGACCUUGUCUAUUCACUCAAAAGGCCGUGCAUGGUCUGCCCAACCUCAAAGAAGUAACUUACUGCUACGAAUACCAGGCCCUGCGAGGAAACUCCUCCUUCGGCCUGUUCCAACGUGGCGGCGAAGACACACUGAGCCGCAUCAUCGACGCCUCCAAAAAACGUGUUAUUAACAUCAACAACAAGAACUACCCAACAUACCACGAAUCCAACAUGCACGUCGUCAUCGAAGUCGAAAUCACUCCUCCAGGCUAUAUCCCUCCCUACCUCCACAACGAAGAACAUCCAACCAUCGAAACGAUCUGGGACAGCAACGAGCCGACUUUUGAGGCAUUAGUUCACCUAGACAAUGCUCAGAAAGCACGAGAUAAAGCGGAUGACCAAGGACAGGGAUCGGAGUCUUCACUGGCACGCUCGAUAGCAGAGACUCAGUCACAGGUCACUAUUGAUCCAGCACAGUUACAUCCGACGCCGGCUCAAACUCCUCAGCAAGCGUUGAAUUGGUUGCUUGGAGGUGCUAUGCUGAACACUCCGAACACCAUUGAGGAUGAGAGUGAUGAUGAGGAGGGUGGUUCGCCUUUGCUGGAUUUGCCGCCUCAGGCGGCGGAGUUGUUGGAGUUGUUGAUUCAGAUACCGGGGCAGCCGUUUCAGGUAUAA
Molecule: messenger RNA, 1776 nt
Organism: Lithohypha guttulata
Lineage: Eukaryota; Fungi; Ascomycota; Eurotiomycetes; Chaetothyriales; Trichomeriaceae
Exons: 2
Coding region: 1-1776 (591 amino acids)
Molecular function (GO): protein binding
Source: RefSeq, a predicted model, not a curated record